Molecule: messenger RNA, 2212 nt
Organism: Lontra canadensis (Northern American river otter)
Lineage: Eukaryota; Metazoa; Chordata; Mammalia; Carnivora; Mustelidae
Gene: IL18R1
Product: interleukin 18 receptor 1
Exons: 12
Coding region: 560-2179 (539 amino acids)
Biological process (GO): positive regulation of type II interferon production; interleukin-18-mediated signaling pathway
Molecular function (GO): interleukin-18 receptor activity; interleukin-18 binding
Source: RefSeq, a predicted model, not a curated record
AGGAUUCCCGCCCCCGACCCUCACUGGGAGGAAUCCCCGACGAGGAGCAUCUCUGAUUGGAGCAUCCUAGACCCGGGACACUCCGCGGGACAGAACAGCGCCCCACUUAGCACUGCGGACACGGAGCUGCGUCCCACCCACAGCCUCCGCGGCUGCCAGACGCCUUUUCUUUCCUCUUACUCUCUGUUCCUUUUUUUUUUUUUUCUUUCUUUAUUUCUUUCCCCAACCUUCUCUAGUUGCCUUACAUCUUUAAUCACACCUGUGGCUCCUCUCGUUCCUUUCCUGUUUCCCAGUCCCAGUGCUAGGGAGGCAGCGCACCGCAGUUUCUCACCUGCUUCUGGAACCCCGGCCUACGCCGUCGCGACCAGAGUGCAGGAGGGACGGCCGCCCCCGCCGCGGCCUCGCGGAACUCAGCUCUGAAGCAGACCUUAAAAAUUAACAGAAACCCAAACCAAGAAGAAAACAGCAGUGCCAUUUACAAGGCUGUGUCAACCUUAACCAGAGGAAACAAUACUUUUCUUUCUAUCUGAGAGAAACCACUAGAAGCAGAAUCUUCAAGAUGCAUCGCAUAGAGCUACUCUUGACAUUUCUGGUGUUUAUGUUUACAAGUACCUCAGAAACCUGUACUUUACGUUUUAACAUCACCGCAGUCAGAGGGGAGCCUUUCUAUCUGAAAUAUUGCUCAUCAGCAGCUGAGCCCAAGAAUGAAACAGCCGCCGUAAAAUGGUACAAGAGUAGUGGAUCCCACGGGCUCAUUGAGCUAAACUCAAGCAGUUUUCCCAGAAUUUCUCUGCACGAUCAUGUUUUGGAGUUUUGGCCAGUGGAACUGGAGGACAGUGGAUCUUACUUUUUCCAUAUGGGAAAUAAUACACGUGAAUGGAAAUUAAAUGUCAUUGGAAAAAGUAAACACAGAUGUUUUGCUGAAAAACUACUAAUUAGUAAAUCUGUGGAAGUUCAGAAAUCUUUGCACGUCGAAUGUAUAAAUAUACACUAUCAAAAACUGGCCAACAGAACAUCACUGUAUAAGAACUGUCAAGAGAUAGAAAACAAUAAAAACACAGUUUUACAGAAGAAUGCAGAGUUUGAAGAUCAAGGAUAUUACACUUGUGUGUAUUUCAUUCCUCAUAAUGGAAAACUAUUUCAUGUCACCAAAACCUACAAUAUAACAGUAGUUGGAGAUCGCAGCAAAAUAAUUCCUGUUCUUCUUGGACCAAAGCUGAACUAUGUGAAGGUGGAAUUAGGAAAAGACGUAGAACUCAACUGCUCUGCUUUGGUAAAUGAAAAGGAUGCUUUUUAUUGGAAUGUGUGGGAAGAAAAUGGAAAGGAACCUAAUGUACAUGAAGAGAACAUAACAAGAAUUAGGACUCCAGAUGGCAAAUUGUAUGCAUCAAGAAUAUUGAGAAUUGAGAAUAUUAAUGAAAAAAAUCUAAACUUUUCAUAUAAUUGUUCUGUGGCCAGCGAGGGAGGCACAGACAUUAUAAGCUUUGUCUUGUUGAAAAAAGAAGAUAUGGUUGACAUCCCAGGCUACGUCUUCACCAGAGGAAUGAUCAUAGCUGUUCUGAUCUCAGUGGUGGUCGUGUGCCUAGUAAUAAUGGGCAUCAUUUAUAGAGUUGACCUGGCCCUAUUUUAUAGAAAUUUCAUGGGAAAAGAUGAAACAUUAACAGAUGGAAAAACAUACGAUGCUUUUGUGUCUUACCUGAAAGAAUGUGGACCCGAGAAUGGAGAGGAGCACACCUUUGCUGUGGAGAUUCUGCCCGAGGUGUUGGAGAAACACUUUGGGUAUAAAUUAUGCAUAUUUGAAAGGGAUGUGGUACCUGGAGGAGCUGUUGUUGACGAAAUCCACUCAUUGAUAGAAAAAAGUCGAAGACUGAUCAUUGUCCUAAGUAAAAGCUACAUGUCUAAUGAAGUCAGGUACGAACUUGAAAGCGGACUCCAUGAAGCACUGGUAGAAAGGAAAAUUAAAGUCAUCUUAAUUGAGUUUACACCUGUGAGAGACUUCAUGUUCUUCCCCCAGUCACUACAGCUUUUGAAAUCCCACCAAGUUCUGAAGUGGAAUGCUGAUAAACCUCCAUCGUAUAACUCAAGGUUCUGGAAAAAUCUUCUUUAUCUGAUGCCUGCAAAAACGGUCAAGCCCUAUGGAGCUGAAUCUGAAGUCCUACCUGUUCUUUCACGGUCCUGAGCUUUAGGAAAGCUGAACAUAAGAACUGUUGAC